AAUAAACCUUAGAAGAAGAAGAAAACCGAAUCCGCGCGCGCAGAUUCAGUCAUUUCUGACCUCCUUUGUAAACAACUCGUAUUCGCACUUAUACAAUGGCGCGGCAACUCGACCACGCUAGCCAUAAAGAUGACACGUACGUGGUUUCGGAGGGUUUAUCUGCGGCUGACAGCAGCAGUAAAGUGGAAGACGAUGGAGAAGGAGACAGCGACGCGCCUGCUAUCUUUCUGUGCGGAAAAUGCAGGCUGCCUUUCGGAGACUCGCUCUCAUGGGCCGGGAGCGACGACGAGCAGAAUCAGAUCCUGCUAAAGCGUGUUAACGACAACAUUGUGAUUGGAAAAGAACCUUUUGUCUCUGGCACAAGUGAAGAACUAAGAUGCCUUGCUGUGAAUCUCACCUGUCGUGGUUGCAGCUUCAACCUUGGAUAUAUGUACAUGUCCACUCCAAAGUCACUGGACUACAAGAGGUCCAUUUUCUGUCUCAUGGUUGAAAAUAUUGAGAGUUAUGUUUUAGGCUCUCCUGACCAGCAGGUGGCAGCAGUGGACAGAGAAGAAAGGCCUGUGACAUUAGAGUACAUGGACAAUGUUGAGCGACAGAUGACCAAGAUAAAAUCUCUUGCAGUGACAAUAGGACAGCGGCUCUUGGAGAUCGAGGUUGACCUCCAGUGCAAGUCUGGGACGGCUUAAUGAGAACUGCACUUAGCUUGGAGUUGUUCUUCAGGUGUUUGUCUUCUGUUCCUGCCACAAGGCUUACUACAGUUUACCAUGUUGUUUGCACUCAGAAACUCUGUUUGGUAAAAAUCUGGAAAGUCACAUGAUAUCACUAUCAAACCAAUAACACACACAAAAUUGUUAAUAAUAUGUUGUUUGCUGUUGUUGUUUAUCUCUUUCUAUGCUUUCUAUUUUCUAUUAUUUGCAUGAGGAUGUUUCAGAUAAGCUCAUAUUUUGUAAUCCUGUAUAUUAAGUAAAAAAUUGUUACUGAA
Molecule: messenger RNA, 982 nt
Organism: Pangasianodon hypophthalmus (striped catfish)
Lineage: Eukaryota; Metazoa; Chordata; Actinopteri; Siluriformes; Pangasiidae
Gene: mis18a
Product: MIS18 kinetochore protein A
Exons: 5
Coding region: 96-686 (196 amino acids)
Biological process (GO): chromosome segregation; CENP-A containing chromatin assembly
Cellular component (GO): chromosome, centromeric region; chromatin; nucleus
Source: RefSeq, a predicted model, not a curated record